Molecule: messenger RNA, 3505 nt
Organism: Cryptomeria japonica (Japanese cedar)
Lineage: Eukaryota; Viridiplantae; Streptophyta; Pinopsida; Cupressales; Cupressaceae
Product: disease resistance protein Roq1-like
Exons: 5
Coding region: 198-3395 (1065 amino acids)
Biological process (GO): signal transduction; defense response
Molecular function (GO): ADP binding
Source: RefSeq, a predicted model, not a curated record
UCUCACAACCCCCUUUCUGAUUGAUUAACCCAUUGCUUUGCUUCAUACCGCUGACACUCGAACCUCUCUAACCAUUUACCUUCUCUAACCAUUUUCCUUCUUUACAAGUUGUUUCUACGAGGCUUCAUCAACGCCAUCUAUUUCUAUGGACUCUCUGCUCGACUUCAAUUCGCUUUUCCCUUCCUAAUUUUCCAUCUAUGGCAUCUUCUUCCUCGCCUCCCGAACAUUAUAAUUUCUCUACGGUAUUUUCUUCCUGUUCCCACAAACUAGGUGAGAAUCCUCCAGCUUUCUCUGGGAUCGAACCACAAAUCCAGAGGACGAAGGUUUCUGAAUCUACAAGAUUAUAUGAUGUCUUCAUCAACCACAGAGGCCCUGAUGUGAAAGAAACUCUCGCUCUAGAGCUUUACAAAUCUCUUGAGAAGUUGAAAAUACAGGCUUUUCUUGAUUCGAAAGAGAAAGUACUUGGAGAUUCAUUUCCAUCAACCAUUCAGACAGCCAUCCACUCUGCUGCAGUUCACAUAGCUAUCUUCUCCAAAGGAUAUGCAGAGUCGGCAUGGUGUUUGGCGGAGCUGGUUCUUAUGUUGCGGAGUAGAGCUAAGACUAUUCCAGUGUUUUAUAGAGUGAAGCCUUCAGGUCUUCGUUACAUAGAAAAGGGAGUGUAUGGCAAAGCAUUCGCUGAAUAUGAAAAUAAGGAAAGGUACAUGGAAAAACUUGAGGAGUGGAAGCAAGCCCUCCAAUCUAUUUCCUUUAUUGCUGGCGAAGAGUUCAAUAGUUUCAGUGACUGUGAGAAGAUAGUGUCAGCAGUGCAAAAGGAAGUAGAAAGGAUGAGACGUUUACAUGUUGCCAAAUAUCCCGUUGGACUUCCUAAGCUUGUACAAGAUUUUGAAAAGCAGUGCAAUGAAAAGCUUCUAAAAGAUUUUGAAAGUCAGUGCGGGAUGAACAAACAAGAAGGGAUGCCUAAGAUUGUUGGCAUUUUUGGCAUGGGUGGGGUGGGCAAAACAACUCUGUCCAAAGAAUUGUUCAACAGAAAACAUUCAGAUUAUAGUCGUUCAUGUUUUCUGUUUGAUGUUGGGGAAGCCCAUGUGAAGAAGGAUCUUCCUUCCUUACAAAUGAAGCUCCUCAGAGAACUCUUUGAUGAAAAUGAUCAUCCAAGUUUUCCAAGCGUAGAUGAUGGCAUAAGCUGUCUCAGCAAUCGUUUCGCAAGGAGCCGCAAUCGGAGCUUCCUAAUUGUUGUGGAUGAUAUUGAUCACCAUGAACAAUUAGAAGCCCUAGUGGUCAGUGAUGAGCUAAAUAAUUCUGGCAAUAGUCUUGUAAUUGUUACAACUCGUGAUGUAGGAGUGCUCAUAAACGCAGGAAUUACAGUUGGCUAUAAUUUGAAAGGAAUGGAUGCAGAUGACGCGAAAGAGCUGUUUUGUUGGCAUGCUUUUAGCCGAUGUUAUCCAUUUAGUGGAUACGAGAAGCUGGUUGACCACUUCGUAGACUUGUGUGGCGGCUUACCACUGUCUCUUCAAGUUCUGGGCAGGCAUGUUCAUGGCGAAGAUAAGAAGUUUUGGGAGUUAGAAUUGGGAAAAGUUAAAAAGACGCUGCCUCAGGACAUACACAAGAAACUAAAAAUAAGCAUUGACACGUUGGACAAUGAAGAAAAACAAAUUAUCAUGGAUGUGGCAUGUUUUUUCAUAGAAGAAUUGAAGAAAGACGCCAUCAGAGUGUGGGAAGGAUCAGGCUGGAGCGCUCAACAUGCACUGCGAAGGCUAAAAAAUAAAUGUCUGGUUGAAGAAAUAAAUGUUUAUAAAUUCAUGUCAAAUAUCUUGUAUUCCUUAGAAGAUACCAGAGGAGAAUUAUUUGUAUUAAGAAUGCAUGACCAUUUGCGGGACUUGGGACGAGAAAUGGCAGAUCAACUGAAUCAUCCUCGUCGCCUGUGGCGUACUGUACCUUUGAUAUCAAAGGGAAUCAAAAGCAUCUUCACCCAAACAAAAGGUCGGUGUUUGCAUACUUGUAUAGAUCGGUCCGGGCAUUUGUAUGUUAAAUACUUUCUGGGGGAUUCAAAUAAUAUGGCUGAAACUUCAGCCGCUUUACUAUGGCUUAAGGUUAUAUUUUAUGACCAUAUAGCCACAAACAUUCCUCCGUGGAUUCGUCUUCAAAAUUUACAAACCUUAAGCAUCAUAGGUGGAGGUCUGAAAAGUUUGUGGCAGAAUAAUGUGCAGGUGCCCUUCCAGUUAAAAGAGCUGCGGAUCUACAACCAGACGGAGCUGAAGGAGUUAAAUUUGGGGUUUCUGCGCUGCCUGGAGGAAAUUACAAUUCAUCGUUGUGAGAAUCUGAAACAUGUAUUUGGAAUAUCUGAUCUUAGGAAGCUGGUAGAAUUGAAAAUUGCUAUUUGUUCGGAGCUAGAGGAGAUUAAUUUUGUUCGACCUAUGUGCCUAGAAAAAAUUAGAAUUAGUAAUUGUCGACGUCUAAUAACUUUAGGAGGAAUGUCUAAUCUUAGGAAGCUAGUAGAAUUGAGCAUUGAUCUAUGUAAGCUAGAGGAGAUAAAUUUGGCUCAACUCAGUUGCGUUGAAAGAAUUAAAAUUUUUAGUUGUGAGCAUCUGAAAAGUGUGAUAGGAAUUUCUGAUCUUGCAAAGCUAGAAAUAUUACAUAUUAGUUACUGUAAAAAGAUUGAGGAGUUAAGCCUUGUUCGACUCGGCUGUCUGGAAUUUUGUAUAAUUUCAAAUCUUCUCAGGCUGAAGAGGAUUGAAUUGAAAGGUUGCAAAAAUUUGAUUAGUGUAGACGGAAUAUUUUGGAAACUUGUAAAAUUGAACAUUUACGACUGUCCGAAGCUGGAGAAAAUACCUGGUAUAGUAAAACUGCAUUCAUUGGAAAGAAUGCAGCUCUUAUAUUGCAGCAACGAAACAAUUCGGAAUUGUUUUCUCAAUAUGGAGAAGCUGCCGUCAGAGUUUAUUAAAGUAAUUGGUAUAGCAGUAGAUGGAGCGGAGUCAACUGUGAACGAAAACCUCUUCUGCGACUUUAUUAACGCCAAUUCAGUCGUCGAAAUCGGCAUCGAUAACACUUGUAGUCAUCUGGGCAGAUACAUGGUGAGUGCAAUCAUCUUCUGCGCUGUUAUUGUGGUGAAGACUUCUACGGCAGCAAACAUGAUAAAUGAGGUCAUCUGUGAAUAUGAUAUUAAUCCAUGGUUGAAAUUUGAGGUGCGGCAAGGCGAAUGGAUGAUUACUUCAGUAAUUACCAAGGAAGAUGAAAUAAACAGUUACAUUGUAAACAAGGGCUAUUGUUUCCCCUUUGACUACCUUUGUUUCCCGGAAGAUGUAAUGGUGAAAAGGGUGACGAUGCCCGUGAUGAAAGGUGAAGAACAGAAGAUUUUGAAUGUGCUACGUACAAUUGUUGAUAAGCUCUACCAGAACUGAAGUCAAUGUAGGGUAGUCUUGGCGUUCACAUUAGUCUAGGGGAAUGGAGUCUAUAUGAUGGUUUCUUUUUGGAGAGAAAAUAUUAUUGAUUAAUAUUUGAAAAUAAAUUA